Molecule: messenger RNA, 849 nt
Organism: Zingiber officinale
Lineage: Eukaryota; Viridiplantae; Streptophyta; Magnoliopsida; Zingiberales; Zingiberaceae
Product: copper transporter 5.1-like
Exons: 1
Coding region: 176-604 (142 amino acids)
Biological process (GO): intracellular copper ion homeostasis; copper ion transmembrane transport
Cellular component (GO): plasma membrane
Molecular function (GO): copper ion transmembrane transporter activity
Source: RefSeq, a predicted model, not a curated record
ACAAGGGCAAAAUCGUUCUUAAAAUUAGAGGCAUUUGGGACGUGCAAUUUAGUCUUCCGCCUUUGAUCCUCUUCUUCUCCGCCUAUUCUUCUUCCGCCUUUGAUCCAACCUCUUCCUCUUCUUCUUCCGCCUCUUCUUCUCCUCCAACUAACUUCCUUCAAUCUCAGCUCCCAAGAUGAUGCACAUGACCUUCUAUUGGGGCAUCAAGGCCACGAUCCUGUUCGAUUCGUGGCGGACCGACUCCUGGACCUCCUACCUCCUCAGCCUCGUUGCCCUCUUCGCCGUCGCCGCCUUCUACCAGUACAUGGAGGACCGCCGCCUCCGAUUCAAGCUCCUCGCCACCAGAUCCAAGCCCUCCCCGAUCGCCUCCCCUCUCCUCGAACCCGCCCCCUUCUCCGUCGCUGCUCCCGUAGCCAGGGCCGCCACCGCCGUCCUCUUCGGCGUCAAUUCCGCGAUCGGGUACUUGCUCAUGCUCGCCGUCAUGUCCUUCAACGCCGGCGUCUUCCUCGCCGUCGUCGUCGGCCUGGCCGCCGGGUACUUCCUCUUCCGGAGCGGCGGGGAGGAGGACAUGGUCGUGGUGGAGAACCCCUGCGCCUGCGCUUGAUCGGAUCCGAAUCCUCCUCGUACGUUUCGCCCCUCAAAUUGCAGCCUUUUCUACCUUAUUUUUCGGAUCGUUUCAUCUCGCUCUAUUGCCCUUCUAUGAACUGAAAGAAAAAGAAUACGAUAUUUAUGGUAAAACCUCAUGUACAUGGUUGUUGUAUUAUCCUUUAUCUUGUUCAGUCUUUGAUAUGCUAUAGAAAUCUUCAUCCUGUUUGAUGAUGAACUUAAAUUCUUCAAUCUUCAUCCUAA